Messenger RNA from Schistosoma margrebowiei, 1014 nucleotides. The record is from the annotation of a GenBank genome assembly. Lineage: Eukaryota; Metazoa; Platyhelminthes; Trematoda; Strigeidida; Schistosomatidae.
AUGGUUAACAUCUAUGAUGAUGAUGAUGAUGAUGAUGAUGAUGAUGAUGAUGAUGAUGAUGAUGAUGAUGAUGAUGAUGAUGAUGAUGAUGAUGAUGAUGAUGAUGAUGAUGAUGAUGAUGAUGAUGAUGAUGAUGAUGAUGAUGAUGAUGAUGAUGAUGAUGAUGAUGAUGAUGAUGAUGAUGAUGAUGAUGAUGAUGAUGAUGAUGAUGAUGAUGAUGAUGAUGAUGAUGAUGAUGAUGAUGAUGAUGAUGAUGAUGAUGAUGAUGAUGAUGAUGAUGAUGAUGAUGAUGAUGAUGAUGAUGAUGAUGAUGAUGAUGAUGAUGAUGAUGAUGAUGAUGAUGAUGAUGAUGAUGAUGAUGAUGAUGAUGAUGAUGAUGAUGAUGAUGAUGAUGAUGAUGAUGAUGAUGAUGAUGAUGAUGAUGAUGAUGAUGAUGAUGAUGAUGAUGAUGAUGAUGAUGAUGAUGAUGAUGAUGAUGAUGAUGAUGAUGAUGAUGAUGAUGAUGAUGAUGAUGAUGAUGAUGAUGAUGAUGAUGAUGAUGAUGAUGAUGAUGAUGAUGAUGAUGAUGAUGAUGAUGAUGAUGAUGAUGAUGAUGAUGAUGAUGAUGAUGAUGAUGAUGAUGAUGAUGAUGAUGAUGAUGAUGAUGAUGAUGAUGAUGAUGAUGAUGAUGAUGAUGAUGAUGAUGAUGAUGAUGAUGAUGAUGAUGAUGAUGAUGAUGAUGAUGAUGAUGAUGAUGAUGAUGAUGAUGAUGAUGAUGAUGAUGAUGAUGAUGAUGAUGAUGAUGAUGAUGAUGAUGAUGAUGAUGAUGAUGAUGAUGAUGAUGAUGAUGAUGAUGAUGAUGAUGAUGAUGAUGAUGAUGAUGAUGAUGAUGAUGAUGAUGAUGAUGAUGAUGAUGAUGAUGAUGAUGAUGAUGAUGAUGAUGAUGAUGAUGAUGAUGAUGAUGAUGAUGAUGAUGAUGAUGAUGAUGAUGAUGAUGAUGAUGAUGAUGAUGAUGAUGAUGAUGAUGAUGAUUAA